AUCACACAGCUUAGAAGCCGUGGCCCUGGGAGGAUGGCUCCAGAGAGUGAUGGGGGAACAGGUUGAGGGGAGGAUGGGGAACCGGGGCUCCAAGGGUCUCAAGCUUUGGGCCAAGGAGCUUGGUCUUGAUCUCCAUGCCUCCCCAACUCCCUUUUUCAUAAAAUCAUGGGUGCUCAAAGUUGGAUGAGGCCUCAGAGAUGAUCUCUCCCUGCACCACACCCCUCCUCAGAAAGGGACCCCAGGGAGCAGCCUCCAAAGAACCAACGCCGAGAGGCAGUCUGCAUGAUCACUGAGAAUAGAGGCGUGGGGUCACCUGGGCCCCGAAAGCCGCACGACCAGGAGCAUGUCACCUUACAAGGCCCCGUCUCCUCAUCUCUAAAAUGGGAGUGCUAAUACCCGCCUCUAGGUGCGCGACACGAAGUGAACGGUCACUGAGUCCUUAGUCAGCUCCCCCUGCUGGAUCUUGCUGGAUGGGAUAAAGGUUCCUGUUCUCUCCCAUUCCGUGGACGGGAGCCGGCAGCUCAGAGAGGAAAUGCCUCAGUAGACCUCUGACCUGCCUUGCGCCAUGUGACCUGGCGACGGGCCAGGCUUCUGUGGCACACUCCCUGCUCUGUGGUGCCAGUGCCAGGCUUCCUGCUUUAUUCUCAGGCCCGGUUGGCCCGGAGCUGCGGUUCUAUCUCCUGGGCCCCUGGUGUCCCUGCGAGCUGCUGCACCCGCCGCCUGCCCAGCCCAGCGCGCGUUGACUUCUGCACACCUUAGCCCCACUAGCUGACAGCCUCCAGGGCUGACUCUCAGCAAACUCUUCUCCCUCUAGUUGCUUCGUGGCAUCCUCCCCCGGGCUUUCAUCUGCCCCUUCCACUGUCCCUCACCCCAUGUCCUUCAGCUCCCCGAGAAAGCCUUGGUUCCAGGAUGCAGCUGGAUUCGCAGUCAGCUUAUCUGAGUGGUCCUGGGUCAGCUUGGUGUGGUCUGCGUGGGCGCAGUCAUCUGACCUUUCUAGGCCUUGCUUUUCCCGCCUGUAGGAACAUAGGGGUAGGGGCAGGAGUUCAACGAGACAAGCUCUUCUGUUGUUAUUUUUAGGGUCACCAGUGUGUUCUGAAUGUAGUUCGUUGUUAAAGAGAAAAGUGGCUUGAUACUGUUCUGACUCAUACCAGGGAUGCCAGGUGUCCUGUGAGUUUUUCUUGGGCAUCUCAGGACCUCCAGGGGACCCCAGAAGGAGGUGGGGGGCAGGUGCAGCCCCCACAACCUAGCAGAUGUAGGGAGGGAGGAGUCCAGCUGGGCCGUGGCAGCCACAAAGGCAACAGGAAACAAAGCCACCCACAUCUGUACUUCCUCAGCACAGCCGCCACGCCUCCAGAGCCACUGCGCCACUGUGAGGAAAGGAGUUGGGCCCCCAGAGUCCUGACCCACAUCCUGCCGCAGCCUGGCUGUCCUGGUGAAAACAGCUUUCGUAGGGUUACACCGUAGUGGAUGAUUUCCUUGGGAGCCAGAUCCCUUCAAGGACCGACAAUGGGCCCCUGGCCUGUCCCCCUCCAGCAUCCCACUGCCCUCCAGCCUUCCUGUUCUGGCGUCUGUUGUGGCUGUCCCCACCACCCCCGGAAGCUUAGGCACACGGGGGACUCACUGGCGCCCCCCGAGGUGGACUUUGACAGGCUGCUGGCCAGCCUGAAGGAUCUCAGUGAGCUGGUGGUAGACGGUGACACCCAGGUGACACCAAUGCCCGGUGGAGCAAGGCUCCGUGUCCUGGAGCCCAUCCCACUGAAGCUCUAUCGGAAUGGCCUCAUGAUGUUCGAUGGGCCCUUCCAGCCCUUCCGUGAGCCCUCCACGCAGCGCUGCCUCCGAGACAUACUGGACGGCUUCUUCCCCUCAGAGCUCCAGCGGCUGUACCCUGAUGGGGUCCCCUUUAAGGUGAGUGACCUGCGCCAUCAGGUCUACCCGGAGAAUGGGCUGGACCCGUUCCCAGGUGAGGGCCGCGUGGUGGGUCAACAGAAGAGUCACAAGCCGCUGGACAGGAUGGAGCACGCAGCCCCUCCCCCGGCCCAGGUUCCCAAUGCACUCCCUGCAGGCUCCAGGAUGACUGCUGAGAAGUUUCUGAACAGGCUUCCCAAGUUUGUGAUCCGGCAAGGCGAGGUGAUUGAUAUCCGGGGACCCAUCCGGGACACCCUGCAGAACUGCUGCCCAUUGCCUGCCCAGGUCCAGGAGAUAGUGGUGGAGACACCAGCCUUGGCUGCUGAGCGUGAGAGGAGCCAGGAGUCACCAGAGUCACCGGCACCCCUGCUCUCCACGCUGCGCAUCAAGUCUGAGAAUGGUGAGCAGGCCUUCCUGCUGAUGAUGCGGCCUGAGGACACUGUUGGUGAUGUGCGCACCCUGCUUGCACAGGCCAGGUGGGCACGGGGCAGGGCGGGCAGCUACAGGGGCUCUCCGGCCCCAGGACCCGGCCUGAUGCAUUCUGCCCGGUUCCCAGGGCCGUGGACGCCACCACCUUCGAGAUCAUCAGUACGUUCCCACCCACGGUCUACCACGACGACACAGUCACACUGCGGGCCGCGGGCCUGGUGCCCAAUGCAGCACUGCUGCUUCGGGCGAGCCGGGCCCCACCGCCUGCUCCAGGACCCGGCCCCUCCUCCAAAUAAAGCGCCCGCUCCCACACAGGCUGCUCCGUGAGGCUCUCUUGGCGGG
This is a messenger RNA of Ailuropoda melanoleuca (giant panda), 2676 nucleotides long. It is a transcript of the gene UBXN11, whose product is annotated as UBX domain protein 11. The transcript has 7 exons. Lineage: Eukaryota; Metazoa; Chordata; Mammalia; Carnivora; Ursidae. Bases 1468 to 2661 code for a protein of 397 amino acids. Gene Ontology annotation, molecular function: ubiquitin binding. The record is from RefSeq and is a predicted model, not a curated record. Gene Ontology annotation, biological process: proteasome-mediated ubiquitin-dependent protein catabolic process.